Molecule: messenger RNA, 8760 nt
Organism: Cladocopium goreaui
Lineage: Eukaryota; Dinophyceae; Suessiales; Symbiodiniaceae
Source: the annotation of a GenBank genome assembly
AUGCCUUUCAUACUCAACACCCCCGACAACCAGAAGGCCAUGCUCAAGGCCAUCGGUGUGUCGUCGGUCGACGAACUGUUCGACAUGGUGCCUGCCGACUUGCGGUUGAACCGCGACUUGGACUUGCCGCCGGCGAUGACCGAGAUCGAACUUACCCGGCAUAUGACCGCGCUGGCGGCGAAGAAUGUUUCGGCCGAUCAACAGGUGUGCUUCCUGGGUGGCGGGAGUUACGACCACUUCAUCCCGGCGGUGGUCGAUAACCUGGCUGCCCGCGGAGAGUUCUACACCUCGUAUACUCCGUAUCAGCCCGAGGCGAGCCAGGGCAACCUGCAGGCGUUGUUCGAGUAUCAAACCUUGAUCUCGGAAUUGACCGAGAUGGAUGUGGCCAACGCCAGCCUGUACGACGGUGGCAGUGGUGCCGUUGAGGCCGUGUUCAUGAGCAUGGCCGCCACGCGUCGCGAAGGCCGGGUGGUGACGACCAGCAGCGUGCAUCCUGAGUAUCGGGAGAUUCUGAAAACGUACGUGACCAACCUGGGUGUGGAACUGGUGACGGUCGAUACGCCCACCGGUGCGGCGAACGUCGACGAAGUGGCCGCGCAACUCGACGACAAAACGGCCUGUGUGUUGGUGCAGCACCCGAACUUUUUCGGCUGUUUGGAAGAAGUCGAGCAACUGGCCGAGGCGGCCCACAACGUGGGGGCGCUGUUGGUCGUGGUGGUUGACCCGAUGAGCUUGGGCCUGUUGAAACGGCCCGGGCAAUACGGGGCCGACAUUGUGGUGGCCGAAGGGCAAUCGCUGGGGAACCCGAUGGCUUAUGGCGGGCCGUAUCUGGGAAUUCUGGCUUGUCGCGAAGCGUUGGUGCGAAAGAUGCCGGGGCGUUUGGCCGGGCAAACGGUCGACCGGCGAGGGAAACGCUGCUGGGUGCUGACACUGCAAACCCGCGAGCAACACAUUCGCCGCGAGAAGGCCACUAGCAACAUCUGCACGAAUCAAGGUCUGCUGGCGCUGAGGGCGUCGAUCUAUCUGGCGCUGAUGGGUCCGCAAGGGAUGCGUGAGAUGGCGACGCAUUGUUUGCAGAAGGCCAACUACGCCCGUGGUCAACUCACCGCGGCAGGUAAUCUGACGGCGGCGUUCGACCGACCGGUGUUCAAGGAGUUUGUGGUUCGCGAUCCCGACGGUCAGGUCGAUCAAUUGCUGGCCGAAGCCGAACAAGCAGGGUUCGCGGCCGGGGUUCCGCUGGGGCGGUGGUAUCCGGAACUGGCCGACUGUUUCUUGGUGGCCGUGACCGAGAAGCGGACCCAAGGGGAAAUCGAUCAACUUGCGGCUUGUCUGUCGCGGGCUAAGGGAGAGAUGCCGGCCAUCGAUGUGCCCGAGGAACCGCUCGACGCGCUCUUGCCCGAGGGAGCGGUCGCGGAGGAGCUACCCAAGUUGCCGGAGUUGGCCGAGCCGGAUGUGGUGCGGCAUUACACGAACCUUUCGACACAGAACAUGUCGGUCGAUACGCACUUCUAUCCCUUGGGUUCUUGUACGAUGAAGUACAACCCCAAGCGGAAUGAGCGGCUGGCGUCGCUCUCGGGGAUGGCCGCGUUGCACCCCUACCAAAGCGAAGCAUCGCUGCAAGGUUUGCUGCAGUUGUUGUACGAGUUGCAAGACAUGCUGGCUGAGAUUUCGGGGUUGCACGCCGUGUCGUUGCAGCCUGCCGCGGGGGCUCAUGGCGAGUUGACCGCGUUGAUGGUAGCGGCCGCUUACUUCCGCGACCUUGGCCAAGAGCGGACGAAGGUGCUGGUGCCCGACAGUGCACAUGGGACGAACCCGGCGAGUGCCACGCUUGCCGGGAUGAAGGCCGUGACGAUUAAGAGCACCUCGGCCGGCACGGUGGACAUGGCCGAUCUUGAUGCGAAGCUCGACGACCAGGUGGCCGUGCUGAUGAUCACAAACCCCAAUACACUGGGGCUGUUCGAUCGGCAGAUUGUCGAGAUUGCUGAGAAGGUGCAUGCGGCCGGUGGGCUGAUCUAUCUCGACGGUGCCAACAUGAACGCCAUCAUGGGCAUCACGCGUCCUGGCGACUUUGGCGCCGAUAUGAUGCAUUACAACCCCCAUAAGACCUUCAGCGGUCCGCACGGUGGCGGUGGUCCUGGUGCAGGCCCGAUUGCAGUCCGCGAUUUCCUGGCUCCGUUUUUGCCGACGCCGGUGGUGGGCAAGAACGAUGAGGGGUAUUUCCUAGAGUACGAUCGGCCCUACUCGAUUGGUCGCGUGCGAAGUUUCUUUGGCAACGUGGGUGUUCUCGUAAGGGCUUAUGCCUAUCUCGUCACGCACGGUCCCAAGGGGCUGCGUGAGGUGUCUGAGAAUGCCGUGCUGAAUGCCAACUACCUGUUGAGCCGGGUGAAACACAUUUUGCCGGUGCCCCAUGGCGAUCGUUGUAUGCACGAGUUCGUGGCUUCUGCGGCCAAGCUGAAGAGCGAGAGCAAUAUUUCGGCGAUGGACAUUGGCAAGCGAUUGCUCGAUUACGGCGUACACGCGCCGACGGUUUACUUUCCCUUGGUCGUCCGCGAAGCGAUGAUGAUCGAACCGACCGAGACGGAGAGUAAGGAAACGCUGGACGCGUUCUCCGAGAUUCUGUUCCGCAUUACCGAAGAGUCGCCCGAGGUGCUGCACGAGGCCCCACAUUCAACACCCAUCAGCCGGCCGGAUGAAGUUCAAGCGGCGCGGAAUACGGUGUUGAAGUGGACGCCGGGGGCAUCCGGUACUCGUGAUGCUGCCGACUACAUCGAUUCAUGGGGCGAGAUGGGCAUGUAUUUGCCUGAUCAAGAACAAAUUCGCUUCUUCGAUGAGCAUUUUCAAACUGCCAGCGCACCUCUACUCCGUGCACUGGAGGCCCCCGAGCACUCUAUUCGAAUGCGGGCAGCCUAUGUGAUCGGGGAGCUUGGUACUCGUGCGAAAGACACUGGUCCGCACCUGCUGUCGAGAUUGAGAGAAGAACCGGAUAACCUAGUGCGGAUGUAUAUUAUCGACGCACUGAAUCGGGUUGAGUUCAGGAGUGAGGAAGCUCUUGCCCACUUGAGUGAGCAUUUCAAUUCGCUCUGUUCCCUGAAUGUUCCACCAACUGCCGAUGGGUCGUAUCCAGAGGUCGACGAGAAAAUAGCCACGGCUGCCGCACUUUAUCGGCUUGCGGAUGGAGACAAUAAGGCAGCAUACCUAGCGUUUGUUAUGAAGUGGUUGGAGCCUCCGGGGGCGAUGAACCAUGGCUUGCUGGAAGGUUAUUGGGAUCGGCGUUGGAUGGCGGUCAAUUCGCUCGAGUUUAUGCCGGGGGCUACGGAGGCGAUUCCGAAGCUCGAGGCGAUUCGCACUGAGCCCGAUGCCAAAGCCUGGGUGGAGGUUCAUGUUCCAAGGGUUCUGGUUGCGCUUCGUAAUGGUGAUGCAUUGCAUCGCUGCCGAUUGAUUGUGGAUGAAGCCUGCGAUGGGGCGUGGAACAUGGCCGUGGACGAGGUGCUGUUGGGCACCAGUGCCGAGCGGGGUGAACCUUGUUUGCGGUUUUAUCGCUGGGCCACACCGACGGUUUCGCUGGGUUACUUUCAGCCCUUGGCUCAGAAGCAGGCGCACACCACGGUGGCCAACUGCCUUGUGGUGCGACGUCCGACUGGCGGCGGGGCGAUUGUUCACGACGCUGAGUUGACCUACAGUUUUUGCGUUCCGCGGGGGCAUGCUUUGGCGGCCGACGCGAUGACGCUCUAUCGGGCGAUUCACGGAUCGUUGCUUGCCGCGCUGGACGACCUUUCGGUGCAGGCGGAGCUUAGCGAGGAAGACUCUGGCGUAAGUCCGGAGGAUGAACCGUUCCUCUGCUUCCAGCGACGGGCUAAAGGUGACGUGUUGGUGCGUGGGACAAAGAUUGGCGGCUCGGCCCAACGCCGCCCCGAUGCAGCCAUUCUGCAGCAUGGAAGUGUGUUAUUGCAUGCGUCGCCAGCCGCGCCCGAGUUGCCGGGCAUUGCAGAGCUUACGGGCAGGGCGAUCGAUCCGCAGGAGUUGAUCGAUGCAUGGAUCCCACGGAUCGCCGAGCGGCUGGGGGUGAGCUUCGAGGCCGAGGCCUAUAACAAGGCGGAAAUCGAUGCGGCCAACCAGCUUGUGGAAUCGCGGUAUGGCCAGGAUGCGUGGCUCGACACGGCGAUAAGAUACCUGUGCAUUCUGGCUUGGGCCGUGUGGUGCAUUGCUCGAUGCCAGCCCGACCCCGAGGAUGUGGGGUUGAGGUGGGGUAGCGUCGCGGUGGUUGGGUGUGAUGCAAGAAUUCGACGAUGCGGCGCUUGUCUUAUCAGCGCUCGGUCUAACGAGCUGCGUCGCAGUGCCAUUCGAGGGCGAGAGAUUCGCCUGCCGGGGCCCAAAUUCAUUGUCGGACGUGCCGACGAUUGCCAUCUGCGGCCCAACAGCGACUUAGUAAGCCGCCACCACUGUGUGGUUCUUGUCGAAGACGACUUUGUUUCGGUCCGCGAUUUCGGCAGUAAGAACGGCACCCUCGUCGAUAACGAACGGGUGGUGGGUGAGCGUGAACUGACCAACGGCUGCCAUCUCAAGAUCGGCCCGUUGGAAUUCGACGUGCAGAUUGCCCAGGCUGCCGAGGCGAAAAAGAAGCGUCCCAAGGUGCAGAGCAUCAAAGAGGCCGCCGCCCGCAGUGCCGAGGGGCUCUCGGAAGCGGACGACGUCGAUAUCUCGGAGUGGAUCGACGAUGGUGGCGAAACCCAGCCGCCGACGAAGACGACUCCGGCCCCUUACAGCACGGACGAAACGCAGACCAUCCACGAUGCCGGAACCGAAGAGAUCAAUCUUGGUCAAACCCUGAUGGGUGCCCCUGGCGAUUCGAAGCCGAAGAAUGUCUCCCCCGAUCAGCCCACACGGGAAAUGAAACGGGAUCAGGAGCCGGAGAAGAAGAAAACUCCCGGUAAAUUGCCGCCGCUGCCGAAGAGUGGGAUGGGUGACAGCGGUUCGGCUGCGGCCGACACGCUGCGGAAGUUGUUCAACCGGCGGAUGUCGCGGGCCUAUAGUGCAGUGGCCUGGGCGAAAUUCGGGUCUUUUCCGAGCUGGGUAGUUUUUGGCGAUUCUGACGAGGACGAACCGUUGAAAGCAUCACGUAACAAGCAAGCCCGUGCCGCACUGCUCGGCCUGGGAUUGGACGGCACCGACGGCCACACCCGCCUUACGCGGGGUGACAACUUUGUGUUGUAUGGCGGAUCGGACGAGACGCACUCGGUGAUGCAGGAAACGGUGAUUAAGGUCAACGAAUCGCUGGAGCGCCGCGGAAAGGGGCUGGAAGAGGUUUCGGGCAAAGAGCUUCGGGAUAUUUUCUACGAGGCCACAGUCAGCCCAGUGGCGGAAGAAGUCCGCGAUCUGGUGGAACGCUGCCUGGCCGGGGAUGAACCGGCCAUGGUCGAGUUGGUCGAUCGUUUCAGUGGGCAAGUAUUUGGCCUCUGCUUCCGGAUGCUUAGGCAGCGGGAGGAUGCUGAGGACAUCACGCAAGAGACGUUCGUGCGUGUGUUCAAGAACCUCCACCGCUGGGAUCCGGAGCGAGAUUUUCGGCCCUGGCUUCUGGCCAUCGCCGGCAAUCGGUGUCGCAGCUUGCUCGCCCAACGUGUGCGCCGCCCCCGGGGGCAAGAAUUGGUCGACGAACCGUCAGACGGUCGGGCCGAUCCUCAGGCAGCGCGAAACAUAGCGGAAGAAGUUGCUUUGGCGCUCACGCACUUGCGUGAGGAGUAUCGCCAAGCCUUCUUGCUGUUUCACGAACAGCAUUUGAGUUAUGUGGAAAUUAGCGAAGUAUUGGACUGCCCCGUGGGCACAGUGAAGACCUGGGUGUUUCGGGCCCGUCGCGAGAUGGCUCAGCACCUGCGGUCGCGUGGUGUGGUGCAAGAGGCCGAUCCGGCAUUGGUCGAGCAUGCCCGUCAGUGCGGUUCGUGCGCCGAAAUGCUUACUGCAACGGCCGAGUUCCUUGAGGGAGUUCGUGGGCUGACGGUUCCCGCGGUCGACAGCAAGAUGUCGGAGCGCGUGUUAGCCGAACUCAAGCGAGAGAAGGUUGGCUCCACCCCGCAUUACGUGUUGUACGCAGCGGCACUGGUUGCCACGGCGGCGGCGUUGCUGGUGGCGGCGUUCAUCCUUCCAGGUGCCCCCGAGGGCAAUGUUGCGGUCGAGCAAGCGGCUCCCUCUGAAGUCGAAGUGGCCAUGGCCGACCCGGUGGAUUUAGACCACCAGAUGGUGGUGAAGCUAAUCAAAGACACACGACGCAAUGUCGAUCAGAUCCCCAGCCUGCUUACCGGGGGUUCCGCGCAGCCAUCUUCCGCCGAAUCGAAUGCGGAUCGUGAGGCGGCCACUGAAGUGGCUUCCAGCGAAGCCGCGGGCGAUGAGGCUCCUGCCGAAAGAUCACGAGACGGAUUGGACGAGAUUACCGAGUCGGUUGUGGGGUCGUUUGGGUUCCUUCUGGAUGUGCUCGAAGAAACCGAUCGUCAAACCGUGGCGCGACGCGCCCGCGAACGAAUCACCUCUAUCCUCCUGAAGGGCGGCAUGAUGCGGUCGAGCAAAGCAGCGUUGGCGGGUUGCUGGGGCAAGCUGAUUGCCGCAUUCGUUCUGGUGGUGUUCUUCGCCGCUUCGUCGGUUAAGGCUGAGGCCCCCGAGUCGCUGGUCUCGCUGGUUCCUUCCGAUGCUGGGCUUUGCAUCGAGCUGGACAACCUGGCCGAGCAUGGCGAGCAGUUCCAGUCGGGGCAGUUCUUUCGCCGUUUAGAAAACUUCCCGCCGGUUGCCGAGUUCACGGGCGAGUAUUCCAAGCCCUUCAAGCUCAUUCUCGAUCGCAUCGCCAAUCACCUAGGAGAGACGACCGAGAGCUUUCUGAAGAAGAUCUUCGGGCAAGAAGUCGUAUUGGGUGCCUGGCCUGCGGCCGACGGUGGGUCGAUUGACGAUAGCCCUGGCCUGGUUCUGCUGAAAGUGAAAGAUGCUGAUCUGCUGAGCCGCACGAUCGAUCUGCUGUCUGCGGGGAUGUAUGCCGAAGGCGAGGCUCCGCCGAAACUGGUUCACGCCGGAUCGACUUAUCGCAUGCGAAGAACCGGUGAGGGGGACGAGCAGAAAUACGUUUACAUGACGGCCCUGGGCAACCUCGGCAUUCUGACCAAUUCUGAGUCGGUGAUGCUCAGCGUGUUGGAGUUGUAUUCCGGCGAAGCCGACGAUGUUGAGGGUAUCGAUUCGCUGGAACUGUUCCGCCAAGCGCGAGAGCGAGUGCCGCGGGAAUCUACGAUUACGGUGUUCACCAGCCCGAAGCAGUGGAACUCGCAAGAGCUGCUUAGCGAGUUUGUGGACGAGGGUCUGGCUCCACCCGGCCACGAGUUGCGGCAUUUGCUCAAUGCGGUAUGGCAGGCUUCGGAUUACUCGAUCACCGGAGUUCAGCUCGGGGAAGAGGUUCGCCUGAGCGGUUAUCUGCAUGUCGACCAAGAGCUGCUCGAAAGCUCAGAGAAGCAAGUGCUGGCCAGCCUGCAAGGCGAUUCGACAUUUUUGGAUCGUGUGCCCCGCGAGGCGAUUUUGGCUGCUUCGGGGAAUGUUGACUUUUCAGCGCUGGUCAAAGGGAUGUUGGCUGAAGAUCCCGAUGCUGAAGAGGGUGACCUGGACGCCGUGCGGAAUCUCACGCGGGGGAUGUUCCUUGGGCUUGAUCUGUUCGAUGAGGUAUUGCCGGCCUUGGGACCGCAGUUCGGCGUUUAUCUGGUUCCUCAGGAUACGCCGGAGUCCGACGUGAAAGUCGCCCCUGCCUGGGUUGCCGGGGUGCAGACGCGUUCGAUUCCCGGUCGGAAUGGGCCGAGUGUGAGCGAGGCUCUGCAGAACGGGUUGAAGACGUUCAUGAAUCUGGCCGCCGGCUUCUUGAAAGAACAGGGUCAGGACCCCGACGAGGUCCGCGUAACCACGACCAAGGUUGACGGUGUUGAUGUCACCUCGCUGGAAGGCGUGAAGUUGUGGCCUGAGUACGUGGUGGCCACGGUGGCGGCGGUUGAAGAUUUCGUGAUGUUAGGCACGUCGCGGGAUGCCGUAGUGAACAGUCUCCGCGUGAAGCCGGAAGAUUCGCUGGGGCAGUGCGAUCGUUUCCGCAAGGCGAUGGCCGCCGGACUGGAACGGCCUAGCCAGGUGAUUUACAUCGAUUGCCAGCGAAUGCGGGAAGUGAUCGAAAACAACGGUGAUGCCGUGCUGAGUGCGGUGGUACAAACCCGGCGUCUCGAUGAGGAUGCUGCCCGUCGCAGUCUGGAGCAACUCAAUGGAGUGAUCGCCCUGGCCGACCACUUGCUGGCCGCCGUGCGGUUUGAAGACGCGGGCAUCGCCUACGGUGUUACCUUCACGAUGGAUGACGCCGAGGACGAAAGCCAGGAAGAAAUCGCCAAGAAAUUGAGUGACGAAGUGAAGAUGGACCGUCGCACCAAGAAGGAUCAACGUCAGAAGUCGCGCCGCACCAGCAACACGGCCGUUGCCGAAGACCAACGCCAAGGCGAGCGACGCAAGAAGACGCCUCGCCGGCGACAGAUCGACCCCACGACCUGCGAACGUGAUUACACGGACGACGAAGUGGAAUUCAUGCGAGCGAUGGAUCUCUACAAGCGGACUAGUGGCCGCAUGUUCCCUACCUGCAGCGAAAUCCUCGAAGUGGUUCGCGACCUGGGCUACGUGAAGCAAGAUGCUUCGGCUGCUGAGAGUUCGCCGGCUCCGUUGGAGGGCGAUGCGAGCCUUACGGAGAGUUCUGUCGGAGAAACGAUUUAG